This is a messenger RNA of Ilyonectria robusta, 842 nucleotides long. RefSeq lists its product as uncharacterized. The record is from RefSeq and is a predicted model, not a curated record. The transcript has a single exon. Bases 71 to 556 code for a protein of 161 amino acids. Lineage: Eukaryota; Fungi; Ascomycota; Sordariomycetes; Hypocreales; Nectriaceae.
CCACGAUUCUGCCUGACUGCCUGGGCCUGGCUGUCUAAAAGUGAUAUCCUAUCAACACUAGCAAUCAUCAAUGUGUGAAAUGGAAGUCUUGGCACCGGUUCUAAACUACUUUGGCCUGAUUCUAAGCUACUUUGGCCUAAUUGACAAAAUGUCCAUCACUUCACACAACCCUUCGACGUUCAGAGAUCGACGCGGCAUCAAUAACGACGGUCAGCUCCCUUCGCCACGGCGCAUGGUCACUGACCUGUUUAUCCCCGGAUACAACGACCAACCGAGAGCGGGAUUCAUAUUUAGGGCCGGUACCUUGUUGAAAAGAUUUUCGUUUGGCAAACCGAAGAGAUUUUCCCAUGUCGACCUCACAGUGCGGGACGGGCGUGUCGGCUCGUUCAACGGCGAAGUCGUGUGGCGGCUACAGCCCAAGGACCACACCUCGUGGGUCGAGGUGAGGAAGGUGAUAGACGCCCUGAUCGCGGUACCAAUUCACACCGAGAAUCCUGGUGGAGGCAUACAGGAUCGGAAACACGACGGACACUGCGCAGCCGACGGUGCUGAUUAGUUGCACUUCGCAGUCGGACGUCGACAAGACGGCGAAGAGGCUGCGGCGAAGCGGGGUAUUAGAGACUGACUCAGCUACAUUUCUAGUUGUGGUUCGCUCUCCAGAUUAUGAUGUCGAAGCCUGGCUGUAAUUGUGAAGGACUGGCCCCUAGGCUGCUGCAAAUAGAUCUGAGUAAGAGUGAUGGAUCCGUUAUGUUCAAAUUCAACAAUGAUAAUAUUGAUCCUUGCUUCUUCCGAUCAUCCGGACCGGCCGGAAGAGGAGCUAUCAGACCCCCCUUCUGACCAAC